This is a messenger RNA of Brassica oleracea var. oleracea, 1118 nucleotides long. Its product is annotated as zinc finger protein ZAT5-like. NCBI's taxonomy places the organism in Eukaryota, Viridiplantae, Streptophyta, Magnoliopsida, Brassicales, Brassicaceae. The record is from RefSeq and is a predicted model, not a curated record. The coding region runs from base 192 to 1073 and encodes 293 amino acids. The transcript has a single exon.
CCAUCAUCUUCCUCACUGCCUCUCUUGUCUAGUUCUCUUCUAUUCUCUCUCUUGUUAGUUCACUCCACAUAAUAAACACCAAACAUCUCAUUUUUCAUCACAAUUUUCGAAAUUUCUUGGAUUUUUUUUUGUUGAUUGAUUUCUUGAAUUGGGUUGUUCUUGUUUUUACCAUCUUUUAAGUGUAAAUAAUCAUGAUGGGUCAAGAUCAUGAGGUUGGUAGUGAUCAGACUCAAAUCAUUAAGGGGAAGCGUACGAAGCGGCAGAGAUCAUCCUCUUCGACGUUUUUGGUGGCGGCGGCGGCGACCACAAUCACCUCCACAAGUUCAUCUGCCGGCGGAGAAAGAACAGCUUCCGAUGAAUACAACUCGGUAGUUUCGUCUCCGGUUACUACAACUGAUUGUACAGAGGAAGAGGAAGCCAUGGCGAUUUGUCUCAUCAUGCUUGCACGUGGAGCUGCUCCAUCGCCGCCGCUGCCGGAUCUCAAGAAUUCUACCAAAACUGACAAAAAUCUUCAUCUGAAGACUUCGUCCACGGAGAAUUCUAGUUUCUACGUCUACGAGUGUAAAACAUGUAACCGGACGUUCCCGUCGUUCCAAGCUCUGGGUGGACACAGGGCGAGCCACAAGAAGCCUAGAGCGUCGAUAGACGAAAAAGCUAAAGUACCCCUUACGCAGCUCAAGUCUAGUGCAUCAGAGGAAGGGCAAAAAAGUCAUUUUAAAGUUUCCGGCCCAGCCCUAGCUUCAAAGGCAAGUAACAUCAUCAUCAGCAAAGCAAACAAAGUACACGAGUGUUCGAUCUGUGGUUCUGAGUUCACUUCGGGACAAGCACUCGGAGGCCACAUGAGGCGGCACAGGACAGUUACCAACGUGGUUAGCAGCCCGGUCAGUACAGCAGAAGUGAGCAGAAACAGUACAGAAGAAGAGACUGAGAAUUUGAGCCGUUCGAUGGAACAGAGAAAAUAUCUACCGUUAGAUCUUAAUCUACCGGCACCAGAAGAUGAUCUAAGAGAAUCGAAGUUUCAAGGGGUAGUGUUCUCAGCAACCACACCAGCGUUAAUAGAUUGCCAUUACUAGUUGUUUAAAGUUGAAUGUUUAAUUACAUAAUAUCAAAUUUGUGAA